This is a messenger RNA of Juglans regia (Persian walnut), 1181 nucleotides long. Its product is annotated as pre-rRNA-processing protein TSR2 homolog. Bases 50 to 646 code for a protein of 198 amino acids. Lineage: Eukaryota; Viridiplantae; Streptophyta; Magnoliopsida; Fagales; Juglandaceae. Gene Ontology annotation, biological process: maturation of SSU-rRNA from tricistronic rRNA transcript (SSU-rRNA, 5.8S rRNA, LSU-rRNA). Gene Ontology annotation, cellular component: nucleus. The transcript is spliced from 5 exons. The record is from RefSeq and is a predicted model, not a curated record.
AUAUGUAGCUUUUUAGGGUUCUAGACAGAGGGAAAAGGGACACAGACCAAUGGAUGGUGGUUCUCCGAGAGAGCUAACGCCAGAGGCUAUGCCAAUUUUCAGGGAGGGCGUGUAUCUGGUCCUCUCUCGCUGGUCGGCGCUCCAAAUGGCAGUCGAGAAUGAGUGGGGCGGCCGGGACUCGCACCGAAAGGCCGACCAACUCGCUUCCGAUAUUAUCUCCUGGUUCACUCAGUCCAGAGAGCCGCUUUAUAUAGAUGAUUUAGAAAAUAUGCUCGAUGAAGCUCUACUAUCUCUCAAUACCGAGGCUGAGGAUGGCAGUAUUGAGGAAAUAGCCUAUAAACUGAUGACUAUGCAUGAAGAAUGUUUGGAAGGGAAUUUUCAGUCUAUUGAAGGCCUAAGGGAAGCCAGUCGUCAGGAAGUUGCUGUUAAUCAUGUCAGACAGGUUGUGAAUGAUGACGAUGACGACAGCGACAGCGACAAUGAUGUUGUUGGAAAUGAGAAUUCAUCAAAUAUGAUACUGGAUGCACCAGAUUCAAGUUCGAAUUUGAAUCUGGUAGAGAUGCCAGUCGAUGACUCUGGACCCAAGGUGGCUUCUGAAACAGAUGGAUGGGUCCAAGUUUCACGGAGACGAAAUAGGGGAAAAUGAAACAAUGUGAUUGCAUGGUGGACCAUAACAAGUGCUUUGCGCGAGCUUUUAUGAACCUAUGGAGCAUAGAGAUCAAUCUCCUACAACCAGUGUCAGUCAUAUAUGAUGUUUGGACUGCACGUUUUAAAAAAGGUUCCAUAUUUCUAUGAUCUAUAUAUGUAGAGCAUUUUUUAGAGUAAUAGAGUUAUGAUCUUCGUUAUAUGUAGUAAAUAUAGUAGUAGUCAUUAUGGGAUUUAGAAUCCAUGGCUACUUUAAUUCUCUUAAAUAUUCGAAGACUUUCAGUUAGUUGGCCACCGUUGCACAAACUCCAGCUUUCUUAGAUCCCUUUUGCAGCGUGGGUGCACCUUGCAAGUAGUCAACAAGAGAAUUAAUUCAACUACUUUUAUAACUUUGGCCGUUUCAGUAGGGGGUUGUGUUAGUCAAGUGUUCUACUAAUGUGGGACUGGGUAUUAUAUGUUUGUGGUACGGUGCAUGCUGUUGUGGUGUUGGUGAGUGCACUGCUUGUAAACAACAUGAAUGCAUUAUGUUACUCAAA